AUGCUUCCAACUUGCGCUUUCGAUAUUCAAGAUAACAACACAUUUGUCACUACUCCAUCGGCGACGUUGCAAGAGAGGGUCCUGGACCAGUUUUUAAGCAAACGGCGAACCUUCAAUAGCGCCGAUAAAUGGUUUUACGAGCUUGAAACCAGAACGCUGCCCAUCUUUAGACGGCGAAGGAAGGAUACCCACAUUAUAAUUGAGCCCUACCCCAAGGCAGUCCGCAUUGCGAUCUUGGACGUCGGCAUAGACCGCGAGUGCUCGUUCAGAGGUCAGAUUAAAAAAGGCAGAAGUUUCAUACAAGGCGAAAAGCAUGGAGAUUACCAGAGAGAUGAGACAGGCCACGGCACGGUGGUCGCGUACCAGGUCGCUCGCGUGUGCCCAAAUGCCGAGACAUACAUCGCUCGCAUAGCCAAAAGCACGAAUGGCAAAAUAGUGCCAGAUAGGCAUGCUAUAGUCCAGGCGUUGAAAUGGGCUAGCGAAGAAUGGAAAGUCGACAUUAUCAACAUGUCUUUCGGAUGGAAAUCACAGAACGAUGAAGAUGGAAUCGAGGAUGCCUUGAAUGUUAUCGGAAACAUGAGGUCUGUUCUAGUGUUUGCCUCUUCGACCAAUGAUGGAGCGUUAGAUGAUAUGCUCUUCCCGGCUCGACAUCGCGACGUCAUUGCGGUAGACGCUGUUGACGGCUUGGGCAAACCAUUCAACAUUACUGGAUUGACGGACAGUGGCCAGAGGCAGGAACGCUUCUCCGCUCCUGGUCUUAAUGUCCUCUCGGCAGGGGGUAAAAGAGUAACAGGCAGUUCCUACGCUUCCCCGGUUGUCGCUGGUAUCGCGGGUUUGGUAUUAGAGGCAUUUCGACGGGAAAUGCCGAAACCUGAAGCAAGUGUACACAAACGCCUAGGAACUAGAGAGGCUAUGGAACGUAUUUUGAAGUUGUUAUCAAAGCAGGUGGAAGGUUUCAAUUUUCUGACGCCCUGGAUUGAGCUUCAUGAGGACGGCUUUUUCGAGACGUUCCUUUUCUGUACUGAUGUCAUACUGGGACCUCUGAGAAUGUACGAAAGAUGCGGUGCUUCGUACUUGGACAGGAGCAAGCGGAGGAUAGAACCUUGA
Alternaria atra is the source of this 1107-nucleotide messenger RNA. RefSeq lists its product as uncharacterized. Bases 1 to 1107 code for a protein of 368 amino acids. Gene Ontology annotation, biological process: proteolysis. NCBI's taxonomy places the organism in Eukaryota, Fungi, Ascomycota, Dothideomycetes, Pleosporales, Pleosporaceae. The transcript has 4 exons. The record is from RefSeq and is a predicted model, not a curated record. Gene Ontology annotation, molecular function: serine-type endopeptidase activity.